AUGAAAAUCGCAACUCUCCAGUUCUCCCCCCGGCUGGGGGAGGUCGCCGCCAAUUUCAGCCGUGCGGAAAGCCUGCUGAUGAGAGAGGAGAGGGAGGGUCUUUUGAAGGACAUUGAUUUACUGGUUCUUCCCGAACUUGCGUUCACCGGGUACAAUCACCCAUCUUUGGAUGCCAUAGCACCGUUUCUCGAGCCAACGGCGGCAGGACCUUCGACCCGAUGGGCGGCCCGCACUGCCAAACGGCUGAAGUGUACGGUGGCAGUGGGAUAUCCGGAGGCGGCCGAGGAAGGCAACUACAACACCAUCUAUGACCGGCGCAUCACCGCUGAAGAAACAGGCAAGAUCGCCUACAACUCGCUAGUUUUUGUCAGCUCUACAGGGGACGUUGUUGCCCACUACCGCAAAUCCUUCCUCUACUACACGGACGAGACAUGGGCUCAAGCGGGCCAGGGCUUUUGGGCGGGUGUUUUGCCCGUCGGCGGUAAGGGUCAGCAGGUCAAGGCGGCGGCUGGAAUCUGCAUGGACAUUAAUCCGUAUCGAUUCGAAGCUCCAUGGACGGCGUAUGAAUUUGGCAAUCACGCGCGCGAGGCUCGUGCGAAGGUGGUUGUCAUUAGCAUGGCUUGGAUAACAAGGCUGAAUGACGAGGAGUUGUCGAGUCAGGUGAUGGUUCCAGACCAGGACACCAUCAACUACUGGAUCGACAGGCUCACUCCCCUAUUUGGGCCACAAGGUGCACAGUCCGAAGCCUUUGUUGUCUGCGCGAACAGGGCUGGCGAAGAAGGCACCAGUCCGCGCAUUGGAGAAGUCCGAUAUGCGGGCAGCAGCUGUGUGAUGGGCAUGUCCAAGGAUGGGCAAGUCAGGAUCUGGGACAUUCUCGGCCGUGCUCAGGAAGGCAUACUUAUGGUGGACACGGACAGCGCCCCAGCCUUCUCUGUCUCUCUCAAACAAGUCACCGAACCACCAGAAGACGGUGUCGGUGAUGAGACCGCAGUACAAAAGGGCUGA
This is a messenger RNA of Fonsecaea nubica, 1005 nucleotides long. RefSeq lists its product as hypothetical. Lineage: Eukaryota; Fungi; Ascomycota; Eurotiomycetes; Chaetothyriales; Herpotrichiellaceae. The transcript has 2 exons. The record is from RefSeq and is a predicted model, not a curated record. Gene Ontology annotation, biological process: protein catabolic process. The coding region runs from base 1 to 1005 and encodes 334 amino acids. Gene Ontology annotation, molecular function: protein-N-terminal glutamine amidohydrolase activity; protein-N-terminal asparagine amidohydrolase activity.